GCCACAUCUGUCCAGCUUAUCUUCCUAGAAGUCCUGCAGGAGAAGAUGCUCCCCAACUCAGACAGAAAGAUGUUGUCCAGCAUGUUAGGACUCCUCGUCCUGUCCUCCACCUGUUCAGCCAUGUUGCUCCCAAACAUGACCAGAAAGUCAAUGCCAGAAGAAGAAGGCUCCACAUCAGACCCUAACACUUUAUACUGGCCUGAAAAAGCACCGGACGAGUCAACAGUUCAGAUUCCCCAGUUGUCAUCUCAUGCCCGCAGUGGGGGGCCCAUGCCGUUUGGACCCCCCAGCGGGAACACGUCUAUCUUUGCUGAUGGGCUGCGGAUGCUUGGCAACAACUCGCCUCUGGUUCCAGGACCAGAUACUUCCAUCUGUGACAUACUGUUCAGCCAGCCGAUACCACCACCUGUCGACCAGAUCCCGUUCUUCUGCAUCUGUUCCUACUGCAAAGGAACCGUAGGGCCCAAAGGAGACCAUGGAGACCGGGGCCCUCCAGGUGAACCUGGAAGUCCUGGAAUGAGAGGAAUGAUGGGAUUCAAAGGUUCCCGAGGAUUCACAGGCCCCCAGGGGAUCAAGGGUCAGAAAGGAGACACGGGGGAGAAAGGGCAGACUGGUCUGACUGGAUUCACUGGAACAAAGGGCGAGCGAGGAUUCAAAGGGGAGAAAGGUGACCAAGGAUCGAUUGGACCUCCAGGCACACAAGGUCCCCAAGGAGAAGAGGGUAUAUGCCCUGCCUCGUGUGACAGUGUCCCUGGUGCGCCAGGUCUGCAGGGGCCACCAGGACCAGCUGGGGCCCGGGGCCUGCCUGGGGUCCAGGGAGUUGUUGGACCCAUGGGUCUGAAAGGUGAUAAGGGUGACAUGGGAGUGCCUGGGGGGCCCGGUUUAAAUGGUCAGAAAGGUGAUCAGGGUGAACAGGGGACCUGUAAUUGCACAGAUGGAAAAAAUGGUACUAAUGGGACUCCAGGAGAAAGGGGAAGUAAAGGAGAAAAAGGGGACACUGGUCCACAAGGUAUAAAGGGUCCUACGGGUUUGACAGGAAAUCAGGGUAAUAUGGGUCUGAUGGGGCCACCUGGUCCCUGCUCCCCAGCCAUCCAAUCAGCAUUCUCUGCAUGUAUCAACCAGUCAUUCCCUGCUGAAAACUGGCCAGUACCGUUUCCUGAAAUCCUGAUGAAUGAGCAGAGGCACUUUAACCCAUCAAUGGGUAUGUACACAGCACCCGUAAAUGGCACCUACGUUUUCUCCUUCCACCUGGCAACCAAGCAGAAGCCGCUGAAAGUCGGCCUGUUCCGAAACUUCUACCCUGUGGUCAGAGUAACAGAAGCAUCGAGCCAAGCCACCGCCAGCCACACGGUUGUUCUCCACCUAACCAUGGGCGAUCAGAUAUGGCUGCAGGUGAAGGAUUCUCUCACCAAUGGCAUUUUCACCGACAGUGAAAGCAAAAGCACGUUCUCCGGCUACCUGCUGCACCCUGACUCUUGCGACGCAGCCUUUGGCAGGAUGUUUCUGCAGCCGCAUCCUACAGGUGGCUUCAACUGGAAUGGCCCUGAUGGUCACGUCACUCCUUCUCCAAACUAGGCCCUACUCAGUGGCCGAUGUUCAGACACAGUGUCAGCAGAUAGCCAAUCAAAUUCUCCGUGUGUUCAUCACAGCACGUUUUAAAGGAGGGGUAUUUGCAGAAGGUGGUGAGUAAGUGGGACAGAUAAUCAAGCCUGUUACAGAUUCGGAUCAUCUAGAGUUAAGGUCACGUUGGAAAAAUAAUUGACAUUUAAAACAUGACUGUAUGGUUAUUGUUUUUUUUUACAUUUUGCAGCAACAGUUUAGACUCCUUCCAACCUUAUGAAGCCUUGGCUACCAUCUCCUGGCUACUAUUCUAAAAUUAUCCGCAAGCUUUGCCACAAAUAUUUAUAAACCAGCAAAUUAAGCGUGAUUUAGUUUUAUAUUACCCAAUGCUGUGGUGUGACGCGUUUAUUUGGCAUUUUAUUAGAUUCACUUUAUUACUUCUGCUUCUUCUAAAAAGUUAAUUAUUUCAACGUUAUAAACUUUAACGGAGGGAUCUAAGUUUUAUUAAUGACCCAAUACUUAAAAUACAAGGCAUAUUUUCUAUGUAGGGCAUAGUUACAGCAGCUGCAUAGCAACAAGCUGAUGAGAUUCAGUGUUUUAUUGUUUACUCUGAUAGGGAUGCUGGGUCUGAAUAAAUAUGAGCUUCAGCUCUUUAUUGAGUCACAAAUGCUAAACAGUUAAGAAAAUGAACAGAAACCAAUGAAGAGGAAACUUGUCCGUGUUUGGAUGAAUGUUAAAAUAAUCUUACUGUAAAUCUGUUAAUGUCCUUAUUAGAACCAAAUAAAAAGAAAACUACUAAAAACAAUCUGUAAUAAAACCUACAUGAAGAGAAAAACUGUAAGACGCUUAAAACUUGUGACAGAUUCUCCUCCUUUAAAACGUCCCACUUCUGAUUCAACACUGUGUCUGACGUAGGCUUGCUGCUGGCUGACCUCUGACCUCUGUUUUCAGUCAGCCUCCAAAUGAAUUUCUAGAGAAUCCAGCUGGCUGAAAACGGCUGUAGAGGUUCAGGUUUGCUCCAAAAGGAAAUACUUUCAAAGCACUUUGCAACUGUUGAUUUGCAUUCAAUUAUUAAAAUUUAUGUUUUAGAAAUAUUAUAAGCUUGCUUUUUGAAAUGAUGCAUGAAUGAAAACAGAGCUAUAGCUUCCACAUAGUUUUCAGAUGAUACUAAAAAGUACCUUGUAAAUUUGUGUUAUGACUGUAUGUAUUAAUAGAUUUAUGUAAUUUUGAAUAAAUCUCCAGUUUUUUGGAAGUGACAACCUUCAGGUUUGGAGCUAAAUGUCAAACUGAUUGAAAAGUGGAGAUUUUUUCAUGAGGAGCAUUUGAGCCAAACUCACUGAUUUUUGCUUGUUGCAGCGUUUCAUGUCCGUUUCCAGGUGAUUGCACCUGAUUGAAGUCAGACAACAAAAUGCUUGGAUAGAGUAAAAGAAACACAAACACAACA
Molecule: messenger RNA, 3004 nt
Organism: Girardinichthys multiradiatus
Lineage: Eukaryota; Metazoa; Chordata; Actinopteri; Cyprinodontiformes; Goodeidae
Product: collagen alpha-1(X) chain
Exons: 5
Coding region: 46-1575 (509 amino acids)
Molecular function (GO): protein binding
Source: RefSeq, a predicted model, not a curated record